Messenger RNA from Dibothriocephalus latus, 339 nucleotides. The record is from the annotation of a GenBank genome assembly. Lineage: Eukaryota; Metazoa; Platyhelminthes; Cestoda; Diphyllobothriidea; Diphyllobothriidae.
AUGGACGGCGGCCAUGGUAAAACGAAAAUUGUUGUUGAGAUCAAGGCAAGACAGUCUGCGGUCCUCACUUCUCUUCGACUUCGUCACCGUCCCUGGGACCAUCUUUCUAUCAAAUUGGCCUCAUAUUCUGUAACGUUGAGACACUACGCGGAUUUUCUUAAUCCCCUACAUGUUGCUGCGCACUGUGGCAAUGUCAAAGUCGCGCGUCUUCUGUUGGACAAUCGCAUCGACAUGAACGCCCGUGCCUUGAUCUACCCACCCCACCCGCCCGGGGAAGGUUUUGCUGAGUUCGCUCUCUCGUCCUCUGGCUCCCCGAUAGUCUUCGGCUUCUGUAUCUUU